Messenger RNA from Impatiens glandulifera, 3738 nucleotides. RefSeq names its product nonsense-mediated mRNA decay factor SMG7-like. Gene Ontology annotation, biological process: nuclear-transcribed mRNA catabolic process, nonsense-mediated decay. The record is from RefSeq and is a predicted model, not a curated record. The coding region runs from base 270 to 3062 and encodes 930 amino acids. NCBI's taxonomy places the organism in Eukaryota, Viridiplantae, Streptophyta, Magnoliopsida, Ericales, Balsaminaceae. Gene Ontology annotation, cellular component: telomerase holoenzyme complex. The transcript has 9 exons. Gene Ontology annotation, molecular function: telomerase RNA binding; protein binding; telomeric repeat DNA binding.
UUUUGAUAAACAUGACUUUGAGCGGACCCCUCGCAAGAAGAAGUAGAGAGAGAAGGAUAGAGAGGAGAGGGUUAUCGUAUCGCAAAAAUCAAAUACACAUGCCAAAGCCCUAGAUUUCUUUCUCCGAUUUUCUCGAACAAGGGAAUUAUCCCAAUUGAAUUUCCUCUGCGCCGAGCGACGGCGAUAGAGAGAGAGAGAGAGAGAGAGAGUAGGGCAAGAAUAUCUCCUAGAUCAGAUUCCUUGUUAGUUACAAACAUGUUUGGUGGGUGAUGGCACAAAUGGAAAGAAUGUCCGCUUCUUCCUCAUUCGAGACAGCUCAACGUUUAUACGACAAGAAUGUCGAGUUGGAGAACAGGCGCCGUAGAUCAGUACAGGCAAAAGUCCCAUCUGAUCCCAAUGCUUGGCAACAGAUGCGCGAGAAUAAUGAAGCUAUAAUUUUGGAAAAUCAUUCAUUUUCUGAACAGCAUAACAUUGAACAUGCUUUGUGGCAGUUACAUUACCGUCGUAUUGAGGAAUUCAGAGCCCAUUUCAAUUCCGCUCUAGCAUCCAAUGCUUCUACCACUUCCCAGGCUGUGAAGGUCCCACCACGACCUGAUCGUGCAACCAAAAUCCGCAUGCAGUUUAAAACAUUCCUUUCAGAGGCUACAGGGUUUUAUCAUGAUUUGAUGCUUAAAAUUCGAGCAAAAUAUGGUCUUCCACUUGGUGCACUCUCUGAUUAUUCAGAGAAUCAAAUGGCCAUUGAUAAAGACAGGAAGAGAUCUACUGAAAUGAAGAAAGGCAUCAUUUCAUGUCACCGUUGUUUGAUAUAUUUGGGUGAUCUUGCACGUUAUAAAGGUCUAUAUGGAGAGGGUGAUCCGAAAGCUCGAGAUUAUGCAGCUGCGUCCAGCUAUUACUUACAAGCGUCUUCUCUCUGGCCAUCAAGUGGAAAUCCCCACCACCAGCUUGCCAUAUUGUCUACAUAUUCUGGAGAUGAGUUGGGUGCUGUUUAUCGCUAUUUCCGGAGUCUAUCAGUUGAUUUUCCCUGUUCAACUGCAAGGGAGAAUCUAGUUAUUGCAUUUGAGAAGAAUCGUCGGAAUCAUUCUCAGCUGUUUGUGAAUUCCAAGACUACUACCAAUGGAUCUCCUGUUCGAAGUACUAAUAAAGGAAAAGUGAAUAUGGAACUGAACCCCAAUGCUAAGACUGAUACCAAUGUUUCUAAGGCCCGUGAAAUAUGUAUAACCUUCACUACUCGUUUUGUCCGUCUUAACGGUAUCCUGUUUACGCGAACGAGUUUGGAGACAUUCCCUGAUGUUUUAUCUGAAGUCAUCAAUGAUCUGAACAAGCUUCUUUCCACCGGUGUAAAAGAGGAGCUGAAUUUUGGCGCAGAUGCUUCUGAUAACGAAAACUUUAUUAUUCGUCUCGUUUCCGUUCUUAUAUCGACUGUACAUAAUGUUACUCGGGACAGUGAAGGGCAGACUUAUGCAGAUAUUUUACAAAGGACUGUUUUGCUUCAAAAUGCGUUUACUGCAGUUUAUGAUUUGUUGGGGCAUCUGUUGAACAGAUGCACACAAUUGCUCGAUCCUUCUUCAAGUUAUCUUCUACCUGGCAUCCUAGUUUUUGUUGAAUGGUUGGCUUCUUGUCCCGAUGUUGCAUCAGGCAGUAACAUGGAUGAUAAGCAAGUGACUGCAAGAUCAGUCUUCUGGAAUCACUGUGUGGCCUUUUUAAAUAAGCUAUUGUCUGCAGGUAUGGUUGAUAUGGAUUAUGAGGACGGGAAUUGUUUUUCCAAAAUGAGUAAAUAUAAGGAAGGGGAAAAUGAGAGUUAUCUUCCUUUGUGGGAGGACUUUGAGUUGAGAGGUUUUUUACCUCUUCAACCUGCACAAGCUAUUCUCGAUUUUUCCAGAAAUCAACAUGCUGUUGGAGGUGAUAGCAGCAAAGUGAAAAUAAUUCGCAUCAAAAGGAUCUUAGCAGCAGGGAAGGCGCUGUCCAAUGUAGUUAUAGUUGACCAUAAGAAAUUUACUUUUGAUUUGCAAGUGAAGAAAUUCACAAUUGGUACGAAUCCCCAAACUUCUCAAGCUCUCAUGCCUAGUUCAAGUUUGGUCAGUCCUACUGUGGCUACAUCCACUGAAGGUGUACGACCUGCUGCUGCACAACAUAUUGAUAGUGAGGAUGAAGAUGAGGUUAUUGUUUUCAAGCCGGUUAUAAAUGAAAAUAGAAGUGAUAUUGCUUCUUCUAAAAUAAUAUCCCCUCAAACUGGUGUGGACAGUGGAGAAAGUUCUUUCCAUGGUCUGGUAUUGACUUCUGAUGAAAUUAGGCCAAAUCCUCAAGCUGGAUAUAUUUCCCGUUUGCAGACCCCUGCUUCUGCACCAAUCAUGCCAAAUUUUCAACCGACAACAUCAUCAACAUCCUCUAUAUGGUCAAUGAAUCAGCCAGCAUCCACUAUUGUCAAUGAGCUGGAGGUUGCAAACUCAUUGGAGAUGAAUCUCAUGAUGAAUCCCGCUAUACAAGAGACUAUGAGCCAUUCUCACCCUUCUAUCAUCCCAACUACGAACAUUCAUCAAUCUACGAAUAUUCAUCAAUCUACCAAUGGCAGUGUGAGCAACGUACAAUAUAACUGGGGUUCUGUCCCAUUUUCUGGUGUUAAUUCAGAAAAUAAUAUAACUGUUAGUUCGAGAAGAAGUCCAGUAAAGCGGCCUGUUCGACACCACGGUCCUCCACCUGGUUUUGGUUCUGUUCCACCAAAAUUUGCAAAUGAUAAUAAUAAUUCUGGUAAUCCACUGAUGGAUGAUUAUAGGUGGUUGGAUGGGUAUCAGCCUCCAUCAUCAGUGGGAACCUCGGGUCUUAAUCAAUCUAUUAACUAUCCAUCGUAUCCGAAUGCCCAGUACAACAACACGGGCUCAGUGACGAUGACCCCGAGUUUCAAGCAGAAUCCUGUGGAGGAGAAGCAGCAGAAUGGUUGGGACGAUUUACUGGCCUUUGAUCGUCUAAAAUUGCAGGAACAACUGCAGCAGUCACAGCAACUUAUGAAUGGAGGUCAACAGUUCUAUCCCCUCCAUUCAAUGUGGACAGGGCAUUAUCCUGUGUGAAACAUUCAAUGAAAUUAAGAGGUCGAUGAGAAUGAUGGCAGUUGGAUGUAACAUUCUGCUGCCUGCCUACUCCAAACUUGCUGGCUGUUGCAAUCAAUUAGUUUUCUUGGAGCAUGAUGAUGUUAGUUAUUGCAGACUUUUCCUAGUCAAUGAAGGUUUGUUGAUGAUGGGAAAAGUUUGAGAGACUUUCUUUUGUGGUGCUGUUCAUUGUUAUGGUCUAUAUUUUGAUGUUGGUUUUGGAUAAUCUUCAUCACAUAAAAGACCAUAAUAGGCUGUGAGACAAAUCUUGUCAUGCAAAUAUUAUUGGAGUUGUCAUCAAUGGUGUGGAGGAUCUGGAUAUGUCAUGUUGUGUUGCUUGCUUGAUCAUUAUUUCCGGCAGCAUUUAUGUUCUGUGGCGACUUGUGUAACUGGAAUAAGUUGCUGAGCAAGAUUUGAAUUUGGAACAAAUGGUUUGUCACAAUAAAGUGGUGGUUUUAUGUCUGUUUGUUUUUGUGUUUUGCUUGUCAUUAAUGGUUCGUUACGCUAAGAUUGUUGAAGAACUAUUGGUCUUUUUAUGUUUGAGUUUGUUUCAGUUUCAAUAAUGACAGUCUACUUAUGUAGAUUGGUAUCUUCCUGUUUUCUUGUUUGGAUUAAUCAACUUACAAAUCUAUAUGCAAUAUGAAUAUUCAGUUUGCUU